CCGUAGCCCUGGGGACGUUGUAUCUGUGGGCCUUCAGAUCGCGUCACAAGUCGGCGACUGAACCUUGGCUGUGGUGGCUGAGACGGCGAAAGCGGCAGCGGCGGCGACAACUCUGGGGUUUGUGUCUCGGGGUGUGUCGGCCGCCGCUGCUGCUUGGGCUUGGUAUGUACAAAUGGCUGGUUAGGAUUCUCGGCACCAUUUUUCGCUUCUGUGACCGGCCGGUGCCCCCUGCCCGGGCCCUCCUGAAGAGGCGACGCUCGAACAGCACUUCAUUAUCCACAGUGGACACUGAUGAAAUACCAGCCAAAAGACCAAGAUUAGAUUGCUUUAUUCACCAAGUGAAAAGCAGUCUCUAUAAUGCUGCCAGCUUACUUGGAAUCCCACUCCAGCUGACCACAAAGCCCAUGGUAGCUUCUGCUUGUAACGGAACACGGAAUGCAGCCCCUUCAGGAGAGGUAUUUGCGAACUCUUCAUCUUGUGAACUGACAGGUUCUGGAUCCUGGAACAACAUGCUGAAACUGGGUAAUAAAUCUCCUAAUGGAAUAAGUGACUAUCCAAAGAUCAGAGUGACAGUAACUCGCGAUCAGCCUCGAAGAGUCCUGCCUUCCUUCGGUUUUACUUUGAACUCAGAAGGCUAUAACAGAAGACCAGGUGGCCGCCGCCAUAGCAGAAGCAAUCCAGAGAGUUCCUUAACGUGGAAACCUCAGGAACAGGUCACAAGAGACAUGAUUACUGAAGAGGGUGGCAAGGGUCUAAGGCGUCCCCAUUGUACUGUGGAGGAGGGUGUUCAAAAAGAGGAAAGAGAGAAGUACCGAAGGUUAUUGGAACGACUUAAAGAAGGUGUUCAUGGAAACCCUGUUCCUCCUGUAAUGUCACCUCAUCACAGUUCUCAAAGAUGUCACAUGGAUACACUAAAGACCAAAGGCUGGGGAGAAGAUCAGAGUCAUGGAGUCAGAACAACUCAGUUUGUUCCAAAACAAUAUAGAGUUGUUGAAACAAGGGGGCCUCUAUGUCCAGUAAGGAGUGAAAAGAGGUAUUCAAAGGGGAAAAUUUUUGAUACAGAGAAGACAGUUGGAAUCAGACUUGAAAAUGAAGGUUCAUUAAGCAAGCCAAUAGAAUGUGGAAACUUUUUUGAUCAGAGGAGGGGACACCAGCUGGAACCUGACCUGUCCGAAGAAGUGUCAGCCCGACUCCGCCUGGGCAGUGGAAGCAAUGGCUUAUUCAGGAGGAGAAUGUCAGUACUUGACACAAAAGAAAAAAAUUGCUCAAGCAAAGAGAGGGAUAAAAAAAUGGAUGAUCUUCUUGAACUUACAGAGGACAUGGAAAAGGAAAUCAGUAACGCAUUAGGUCAUGGCCCACAGGAUGAGAUCCUCAGUAGUGCUUUCAAAUUGCGAAUCACUCGAGGAGAUAUCCAGACCUUGAGGAACUAUCACUGGCUCAAUGAUGAAGUCAUUAAUUUUUACAUGAAUCUUCUGGUAGAAAGAAAUAGAAAACAAGGCUAUCCAGUACUUCAUGCAUUCAGUACUUUCUUCUAUCCCAAAUUAAAGUCUGGAGGUUACCAAGCAGUGAAAAGAUGGACCAAAGGGGUCAAUCUCUUUGAACAGGAACUAAUUCUGGUGCCUAUUCAUCGGAAGGUACAUUGGAGCCUGGUGGUGAUAGACCUAAGAAAAAAGUGUCUUAAAUAUCUGGAUUCUAUGGGACAAAAGGGCAACAGAAUCUGUGAGAUUCUCCUUCAGUAUUUACAGGAUGAAAGUAAGACCAAAAGAAAUAUUGAUCUGAAUCUUUCAGAGUGGACGGACUACAGCAUGAAGCCACACGAGAUUCCUCAACAGCUGAACGGGAGUGAUUGUGGAAUGUUUACUUGUAAAUAUGCAGAUUAUAUGUCUAGGGACAAACCUAUCACAUUUACUCAGCACCAGAUGCCUCUCUUCCGGAAGAAGAUGGUGUGGGAAAUCCUUCAUCAGCAGUUGCUGUGAGAACACCCUACCCAGUCCCUUAGCUGCUGGUGGUUCUUUCUCGGAGGGACAUUUUCAUAUACCUCAUGCAUUGUGGGUUAAAAAGUCCCUGCAUCACCUGUUCCGUCACAGGUACUGACGAGCAUGAAGGCCCUGCACCCUAGUGCCCCGACUUGGUAUGCGGAGGGCUGCCUGCAACCGUGUUUGAAAGGAUAUGCUUGCUCAGAGCCCUGGACUCUUCAACCCACAUAGGAACAAACGCUAAUUAAUACUUUAUUUUAAAUAUUUUCCCCCCUGUGAAUGUGUAAAAUGCAGGAUUUAUUCUAUGAGUUGUUUUUUUCUGUGUUUGUUCAUGUGUGUUCAUUCUCUGACUCAUUUGCAAACGUAAUGGGCAGUGGCCGUUUCUGCUGCUCUCUUACAGUUAACUUGGAAUUGUUUGAACUAUUUAUUUCUGAAAAGAAUGUUAAUCAAGCUUCCACUGCCUGCUGAAGAUGGGGCGGGAACUCAGUGGGGGGAGGAAGGAAGGAAGGAAGUGUUAAUUAACUUCUUUAGUGCUGGAGCAGUAACUGCCAACUUGAAGCUUGAGGUCUUUCUUUGAGGCUUGAAAAUGCGGGGAGAAGUGCGGCGGUGCAGGGCUCUGAUUGCUCUUCAGAGGAAGCCUGAGGCGCGGCAUUGGCACUGUGUCAUGGAAAAGCAGAACUGUGGCCAAGAAACUCUGGCUACCCAGGCAUCUUCAGAAGAGUGUCGUGGUCAUCCUACAGAGACUUUCCUUUCUGGAAAUGAGGUGAUUGCUCUCGAAACUGGAUUUGAAGUAACCGUAAACCCUAAAUUUUCAUUUUCAUCCCAGAUCUGGUAGAGUGUAAACCUCAGAAUUGUAAGGGCUGGCCUGAGCUGUUUAUUUCAAAAGAUGCUAUUCAAUUUAAAGCUAUUUUUCCUCAAAAUUUUUUUUCUAUAUAGAAAGCUAAAAUUAAGUUUUGUACUCAUUAGGAUUUAAACCCCCCACUCCACCCCCUACUGAAAUUUGUGGAAGAAAAUUUAGUAUUUGGCUCUGAGGUUACUGGUUAUACGAUAAUCUAUUUUGCAUAUGAAAGUUUGUAUUUAACAUUUUUGUUCAUUAAAAACUUUACAGUGGUUAUGCAUUUUUAAUUUCAGAAAGUUUAGAGUUCGUCAGAACUUAUUUUGCAAGAUCUAGUGCCUAGUGUUGCUUUUCCGAUGUAAUAAAAGGUUGCCUGGCAGAACCUGAAAAGUAUACGCUGAAAUGAUUUCUAACCCUUUCCCAAAAUAAACUGAACUUGUCCUGCCUGGUACACAAAAGUAAGAGGUAGAACCAGAAAAAACUGGGCACGUGUUAGCUAUGAAUCAGCACGUCUGCCAUCUGGAGGGCCCCAGGCUGCUGGCCACAGAGGCGUGCUGUUGCGGCCAGUUUUCCCUGAGACAUGUGAGUCUUGUGUGGGCCCUGGGGCCUGCGAUGUGGAUUGGAACUGCUGUCCCUAUUCGAUGGCCAAACCGGAGGACAUGUGUUCAGGGGAUGAUUGAAGAAUGAGCCAGUGGUACUACCUCUCCCUCAAGCUUAGGCUGCACAGGGGACCCUUCCUGCAGCUUCCGUUCCUUUCCAGGGGCUGCCGGAGUGGGACCAGUGAAUACUGGGACCAGGCGGCCAAAAGAGGUUUACUGGGUCAGCAGUUACACUAGAAACCUGGUUCCCACCGGGCAGAGGUAGGUCUCACCUGAGAACGCAGCACCUUAGUUAGCAUUUGUUCCACGUGGGAGAAAUCCUGCCAGGAAUGGCAGUUUGCGUUCUGCCCAUGUGAGGGAGGCUGGAGGUUGGUGUGUUUGUGCUGCAUUUGAGGGGCUUCAUAGAGCAGCUCUCACUGGGCGUUCCCCUAAUGUGUGCUCUUCAGUGCAGCUCCUCCAGUCUCCCAGGACUUGGUGACAUCGAUGAGCACAGGCCGUUGAGUUAGGAAUGGCGUUCUAUUUAACCUUGAAUGCCUGAGGUUGUGUAGGCUUCUUCUCUAGGCACUGGCAUGUGUCUCAUAGUGCAGAGCAACUUGUUGGUCAUAGAAUUCUUGUGUCUAAACAGUUUAUGAGAAAAGCAGUCACAUGAUUUGAAACAGGUAUUGAUUUUAUCAACAUUAAAGCCAGUGAGACGUAGUACAGGGUCUGGCACAAAUAACGCCCCUUUUCAAUGACAAAAUCCUAAGCAUGUGAUUCUUUAACAUAACAAUAUCACUCAAACAUACCAUAUGACAUUUUAGGUGAAAUGUUCAAAUUAAAAAUAAAUUAUUACAUCCAUAUUAUUACCCUACCAACCGCACUCAAGCAGGCCUCACUUCUGCCAUAGCCCUAUAUUUUAUAGUAGUUUGGGGGUUCUGAAAAGAGGGUGGAGUGAGCCACUGAUCGUUUUUAGUAGGCAAUCUCUCCUAAAGAUCGAUUAAAAUGAAAAAAAGAGACCGUUGGUGAGCAAAUGUCUUUCUCAUGUUUGACCUUGUAGCAGAGUCGGGAUGCCGGUGGGAGGGAAACAGACUCGGGCCCCGUGGAAGGCGUUCUGGAGAGCCCUGCAUUCUACCUCAGCUGCCUCAGGUUGCUAGAGCUUCUGGUCGUUCCUCCUCCGAAACCUGAAGCACAAGGUGGGCGGCCCUGUCCGAUGGCGGGUGUCUGCCUGCCCUGCGAGGAGUUGCGUGGUGCCGGGACCAUGGUGCGGGUGUGGGGAGAGUGUGUGCAUGAGAUACACCGAAGCUGUGAUACAAAUAAAUGAAGUAGAGAAAUUUAAUAACCUUAGUACUGUAGUUCAGCCACAUUGUUUAAAUUGGCUUUUGUGAACUAAUUGGCAGCCUAAUUUCUUUAUGAUAGUUUUUUUUUUUUUUUUUUUUUGAGAAAACCUCUAAGGAUCCAUUAAACAAACGUUUGGUACUUGUUUGUAAGUUGGGGAUCUAGUUGGUUGUAUUGCUUUGAUAUUUUUUUCUUUAAAUUUUCCUAAUAUAUACAAGGAAAGGGUUUGGGUGUUGGAAAUAGGUGUCAAUUUUACCUAUCAAUAAAUCCAUCUCUUUAAUUCA
This is a messenger RNA of Phyllostomus discolor (pale spear-nosed bat), 5008 nucleotides long. It is a transcript of the gene SENP2, whose product is annotated as SUMO specific peptidase 2. Bases 165 to 1976 code for a protein of 603 amino acids. NCBI's taxonomy places the organism in Eukaryota, Metazoa, Chordata, Mammalia, Chiroptera, Phyllostomidae. The transcript is spliced from 17 exons. Gene Ontology annotation, cellular component: nucleus. Gene Ontology annotation, biological process: protein desumoylation. The record is from RefSeq and is a predicted model, not a curated record. Gene Ontology annotation, molecular function: deSUMOylase activity.